GGAGCAAGUGUGGCCAGGAUUUCUGGUCCCCCCUCCUUCACCCUUUCAUUUUUCUCUUAGCCUGCUUUCCAGAAAGGGGGCUGCUGGGAGAGGCUGCCUGACAAUUUCCCGCGCUGUCAGCUCCACAGAAUUCCAUUUCUGAGAACCUGCCCGGCGCAUGCAGUGACAUUGCGUAACCCGCCUCCGGGAGCGGGCAGCAUUAGCCGUGGCACUCAGAGCGACCGUUUCACCCAACAUGAGAGGAGCGAGCGGCAUGGAAGGGGCGCCCAAGGCGCUCUUGGCCAGGGCACUUUAUAACAAUGACCCGGACUGCUCUGAUGAGCUGGCUUUCUGCAAAGGAGACAUCCUGACCAUUCUAGAACAACACGUGCCGGAAAGUGAGGGCUGGUGGAGGUGUUUGCUCCACGGGAAGCAAGGCCUGGCCCCUGCCAACCGCCUCCAAAUCCUCUCGGAGGCCCCCACAGACAGUCCCUGUCCCCCUUUCCUGAGACCCCUGGAGGAAGCUCUCGCCAGCUCCAAGGAGGCCUACCAGGUGCCCACCGUGCUGCGCCCCCCACCUCUAGGCCCUGUGUAUGAGCCGAUGAAGAGCUGGGUGGCGGGGCCCCCGCCACGCACAGUCCAAGUCUACGAAUUCCCUGACCCACCUGCCAGUGCCAGAAUCGUCUGUGAAAAGAUGCCAAGCUUUUCGAAACAGGCCAUCGUCCCGAUUCCCAGACCGGCCCAGGCCUCGUUGCUCACUCUAUACGAUGUGCCCGCCCAGAGCCGCGGCCCCUCUGCCUUGAAGGAGCCGGGGAAGCAGCAGUUAUAUGACAUCCCCGCCAGCCCCCGAAAGGCAGAACGCGGUGCCCCGGCCGGCCAGCCCAGCCGACAGAGUGCUCCGGUGACAGCAACAGUGGCCCUGGGGAGAGCCUGCUUCAAAACAUUGCCAAACCCCCAGAAAUCAGAGUGGAUUUAUGACACUCCAGUGACUCCAGCAAAAGCGAAUGUGAGAAAUGCCUGUGUUACCGGCUUUGUGGAAGAAUCGGGGUCCCACGCCCUCCCCAGAUCCAUGUCCAGUUUCCACAGUCCUCCGAACAGCAGAGCGCGGUCCCUCGCCCCACACCUGCGUGGAAAUGCGCCCGUACAGAACCCCAGCCUUCCAGAAGUCCCCACCUGCCCUUCCGAUGGGGGUGUCAGCUACAAGGUCCCUUUGAGCUUUCUGAUUCCCCGAGUGGAGCAGCAGAACACCAAGCCCAACAUCUAUGACAUCCCUAUCCCUGUGCCCAGCGCCCCUCGGGCUGGAAAAGAGCCGGGGGACGCCGACGGGGCUUCAGGGGAGACCACGGACCCUCACUGCGCAUGCCUCUCCAGACAGGCCACCUGGCCCUCCCCUGAGCCGGACAGACUGUCCGUGAACAGCUCUGACAACAGGGCCAGCAUCACGUCUUCCUGCUCCUCCAUGUCCACCGACUCCUCGUGCAGCUCCUCCUCGGAGGAGUCGGCGAAGGAGUUCUCCUUGGACCUGGCCUUGGCCAAGGGCACGGCGACGGCUCUCCAGCAGAAUUUUUUGAACUGGAGGCUCAGAGACUCCCUGGAGGCCAACAUCGAUGCCAUCCGCAGGGCCGCCGACCUCAUCACAGAGUCCCUGAGAGAAUUUCUGGAUUUCGCCCGCGGAGUCUGUGGGGCCGCCGGGAACCUCCCCAGCAGUAGCCUUCAGGCCAGAAUUAGGGACCAGCUGCAGACGAUCUCCAACUCCUACCACAUCCUGCUGGAAACCAAGGAGAGCCUGGAGGGCUGCCACUGGUCCCUGGACGUCCUUGUGACAGACAAAGCCCAGAGCAGCCUGGAUGACCUGGAGAGGUUUGUCAUGGUGGCAAGGAUGGUUCCGGAAGACAUCAAGAGGUUCACCUCCAUCGUCAUUGCCAACGGGAGGCUCCUCUUCAAGCAGAAUGGUGAGAAGGAAGAGACCCCGCCAUGGGCCCCCAAGACAGAAUUCAAGCUGGCGAAAAGCAUCCAGCUUCCCCAGAGGGAAAUGGAGUCCUACCAGCGGAGUGCGCCUCGUGCUCAGCAGAGGGAGAGCGGGCCCUGCCCCGAGCCGCUCGGGAAAAGCUGGGCCAGUGUCUGUGAGAAGAAGUUGCCUAACCUGGAAGAGAAAGUAAAACCCAUCCUGGAACAAAGAUUGGAUGAAAACAAAGACUUAGAAACACAGGACCUCAGCUCCCCUGUGCAGCAGGACCCCGGGAAGAAGGCCCACCUCUCAGAACACUGCCGGCUCUAUUUCGGGGCACUCUUCAAGGCCAUGGGUGUCCUCCACAGCAGCCUCCACCACAGCCAGCCCCCCGAGAUCCUUGUGGCGCAGAGCAAGCUGGUCAUCACGAUCGGGCAGAAGCUGGUGGACACGCUGUGCAGGGAGACGCAGGACAGGGACGCGCGCAACGAGAUCCUCCGUGGCAGCAGCCACCUGUGCAGCCUGCUCAAGGACCUGGCGCUGGCCACCAAGCACGCUGUGCUACAGCGCCCCAGCCCCACUGCGCUGGCGCACCUCCGGGCCGAGGCCGACAAGCUGGAGCAACAUGCCAGGCAAUUCAGGGGGUCUUUGGACUGAGCCUCCCUCCCUCCCUUCUGCGCGACUCUUGUCUUAAGGGGAAAGCCAGCCCGAGCGGGGGAGGGGUACACCGAUGGGCAGAAGAGCCACGUGCCCGAAGCCUAGGCAACCCCAGAACAUUGACUUGUCCCACAGACAGUCAGGGGAGAGAGACGGGUGUGGAGUAAGGGCCUUGCUAAGUGUUCAUGACGUAAGGUCGGUGUAUGAAAUGACAUUGUAGAAACUGAUUUUUGUACCGGUUAAAUGUGUGCCUGUUUUAAAUUCAUUCAGUAUUUAUUUAUUGGAUACCUACUAGAUGUGCAAUUGCAGGUGCUGCUCAUGUAGCAGUAAAUUAAUUGGAAACCUCGCCUUCAGGGAGCUUACAGUCUGUGGAGAGACAGAGAGGGGAGACAGAGAAUACAGUGACAGAGAAAUACAUAUCCUGUAUGUCAGGUGCUGGGGAGAAAAGAAAGGGUGGCGGGGAGAGACUUAUUUCCAAAUGAGUAAUGGUCGCAUCCAUUAGAUAAGGUCAUUGGUAUUUCAUUUUUGAUGGAAUUGAUUCUGUGAGAUUGGUACACAUUAUGUAUCUGUGUCUUACACCAAAUAUAUAUUUAUAUUUGCUAUUUUGUCUUCACCGAGUUAAAGACGCAUAUUAUAUUUGCAACAUAGCCUGUUCUGUUGGGU
This is a messenger RNA of Myotis davidii, 3247 nucleotides long. It is a transcript of the gene CASS4, whose product is annotated as Cas scaffolding protein family member 4. Gene Ontology annotation, cellular component: cytoplasm; plasma membrane. NCBI's taxonomy places the organism in Eukaryota, Metazoa, Chordata, Mammalia, Chiroptera, Vespertilionidae. Gene Ontology annotation, molecular function: protein binding. Bases 236 to 2584 code for a protein of 782 amino acids. Gene Ontology annotation, biological process: cell migration; cell surface receptor protein tyrosine kinase signaling pathway. The record is from RefSeq and is a predicted model, not a curated record. The transcript is spliced from 7 exons.